Messenger RNA from Patella vulgata (common limpet), 6341 nucleotides. Its product is annotated as polycomb group protein Psc. Gene Ontology annotation, molecular function: promoter-specific chromatin binding. Bases 117 to 2459 code for a protein of 780 amino acids. The record is from RefSeq and is a predicted model, not a curated record. Gene Ontology annotation, cellular component: PRC1 complex. NCBI's taxonomy places the organism in Eukaryota, Metazoa, Mollusca, Gastropoda, Patellidae. The transcript is spliced from 10 exons. Gene Ontology annotation, biological process: negative regulation of transcription by RNA polymerase II.
CGCCAGCUAUACGGUUAGUUUGUGGACUAAACGAGUUGUCAGCAAGCGUAGUUGACAGAUAUGGACGUGUAACUUGGACUACAGAACGCACAGAGUUACCAUACAAAUUUGACAGAAUGAGUGGGAAAUCUUCUGGGGACAGAAUGAGGAUAACGGAAGUUAACCCACAUCUGAUCUGUGCCCUGUGUGGUGGAUAUCUAAUAGAUGCCACAACUAUUGUUGAAUGUCUCCAUUCGUUUUGCAAAACGUGUAUCAUGCGUUACCUGGAAACCAGUAAAUAUUGUCCAAUCUGUGAGGUUCUUAUACAUAAAACUAGACCUUGGCAGAAUAUAAGAUUAGAUGAUACAUUGCAGAACAUAGUAUAUAAAUUAGUACCGGGUUUGUUCCAAAGAGAAAUGCAGAGACGGCGAGAUUACUAUGAUAAUCAGCCCGUGCCUUCAAAAUCUGUUGGUAAAACAAGAACUUCUGGAAGGAUUAUUUUUUCGGCGGAUGAAGAAUUUAGCAUUUCAUUGGAGUUUUGGCCCGAGGGACCUAAUUCCAUGGAAACUGAUUGUGAUCGUAAAAGCUGUGAUAAGUUACAUGAUCGUCGAUAUUUAUUGUGUCCCGCCGCGGUGAAUAUGUCACACCUAAAGAGAUUUAUCCGCAACAAGUACUCUUUAUCAGAUAGAUAUCAGAUUGAUAUUUAUCAUACUAACCAACCAUUACGAGAUAGUUUUAGUCUGGUCGAUGUUGCCUACAUAUAUUCCUGGAGACGAGAAGGAAUAUUGAGAUUAUUUUACGCCUUUUAUAUGAACGAGGCCAAGAAGAUAAAACUGGACAUGCCACCAGAAGAACCCGUUAAAGAAGUGGAGGAUGUCAAAAUAGAACCAGAAUACACCAGUAAAGAAAUGAUCUUUGAAAGGUCGAUUUCUAUUAUCGAAACCGAGAAAAAACCUACAAGUGGUGGCCCUAAACCAGUUUCCAAUGGAAACUUCGUUCAACCGACGCCUAUUCCUGUACAAGAAGAAACGAAAGCUCCUAGUCUUCCGGUGACCACCCCGAAACCGUCAUCGCAGGAAGCAACUGUGAACACUGAUGUUGAUGUCCUCAGUGCACAGUUUGAUGAUGAUGACGACGAAGAAUCGGAAAUGCAGAUAGUUAUGGGAGAAAUUGAAAUUAUGGACGAUUCCGAAUCAAAUUUGGAAAUCGUUAUUGAUGAUAAACCCGAAAAGACACCCAUUCCGGCUCCAGAAAAAGUCGCUCCAUUAAAGAUUAAAAUUAAUAAUGAUUGUACUAGUACAUCUACCAAAUCUAAACCUGUGCCCGUCGUUUGCACCCCCGUCCCGAAAACAAAAACUCCCGAACCAAAGGACUCAAAAGACACUACGAACCAAGAUCGCGUCAACAAUAAUUCUAAGUUCCCAGAGAAAUCAAGCAAAGAGUCGAAACCAAAUCAUACAGAACCUCCCAGAAUGUAUGUCAAAACUUCCUUACCCAAAACCCCUGUUAAAGAUACGGUAUCCCAUAGCAGCUCGUCAUCUAAACCAUCUUUUAAAGAUUCAUCUCUACAAAUACCAAGAUCCACUGUAAAGGACACUGCCUCUCAAGUUGUUACAUCAUCACAGAAAGAGCCCACGUCAAGACCUCUCCCUUCACCUGUCAAAGAAACGCAAUAUCGUUACCCAACAACAUCACAGCCAGAAAAGAAGGAUACGUCUUCACGACCUCAGUUGACCUCCCCAAAAGAUACACCAUCACAUAACCAGUCACAACCAAAGAAAGAUUUGACAUCGAGACCGCCAUUGAUAAAAGAUUCCCCAACACCUCGAAGCAUCCAAUCACCAUUAAAAGAAUCUACACCAAGGCCAUUGAUGUCACAUCACAAAGAGUCGACGUCACGACCACAGCAUUCUUCGCAUCAUUCGAAGGAUAUGUCGCGACCAGUGACGUCACACUCUCACUCACACUCGUACUCAUCGUCCCAUACCAUGACAUCUACUAAUAAGGAAUCGUUUGCGCGCCCCCCAUCGUCGCCGAAGAAAGAAAGCUACAGUCAUAUCCCAUUGUCUCCCAAUCGUUCUACAGCCCCACCCCAUUACACAUUAAUUAGUGGAAAGGACACCACCUCAAGAAUUUCUAACUCCACCAUUAAAGAUACGGCCGCACAGAUCGGCAAGUCGGGACAUAAAGACAGUUCUCAUUCCCAUUCUAUUAAAUCUAUGAUUAAAGAUACUUCAAGUCCUAGUCCAAUAACUACACAUAUAAAACACGUACCACAGGUACCUAGACUGGUGAAAACUCCCAUUACACAGCUUAAACCCCAUUCGUCCGACUCGUACCCCCAAAAUCCCCGUACCAUGAUACCAAACUGGCAGCCACACAGAGAAAAUUUCUAUAACGGGCAUUACAAACCCCCACAAGAAAAACCGCUUGAACUAAAACGUGAACCGUUUCCACUAGAUUACUCAAAACCAUCCUAGAAAUGUUUAGGGACGGUGAAGGAUGUAGUCUGGCAUUUCAGCGGAGUGCUGGAUGAUAAAAUGUGAAUGUCUAUAAAAGCUGUGUAUAAGGAUAGGCAAAUGGAUUAGCAGUGCAAAUUGGAUUAUUUCGCUAAGAUUAAAAUCGAUGGAUUAUGUUAAUAUAACUUGUGAGAAAAGUUCGGUUAUAAACUCUGAUUUGUAAUUUACUUUCGUCUAAAGUAAAAGAUAAACGAUGUCGUUUAUUAAUAAUCUUUCAUACCAUGCGCAUAAAAAUACAUGCGAUCGGGGCGUUGUUAUAUGAUUAUAAACGUUAAAAAUUUUAUGGCGUGGAAUAAGGAGAAUAUUUGUGGCAUUUUGCAAUUAUGAACAGUGAGGUGCCUUGUAUAUGUGAAUGGACGACUUACAGACACAUACGUUGUGAUUUCUACACCAUUCAUCAAGUCCAGAAUCUGAAUGAUUGUCGAAAGUCUUGAUUGACAAUUGAUUUAGAGUGUAAAUGUGUAACUAAGUGUACUGGUUUAUUAAUUCGUGGUCAGCUGUUGGAACUAUUGAUUUCCUUAAUUGACUUGGAGUACAGUUCAUUUCACCCAACAAAGACAACGCGGGAUUGAAUUAAUUAUGUACAAAUUACACUGGGAAACCCCUAGUUCUAUAAAUAGAUUUACGAUUACACGGUUGUGUUACUAAAUGUUAAAUAUUAUUAUUUAAUAUUAUGGUAUGUAAAUACGAAUUUCCUUUAUAAUAACACAUCUAUAGUUGGAGAAGUGGUGGCUCUUUACUUUAUGCAUUUCAGUAGAAAGAAAGAAAAAUACAUCUCUCUGAUGUCCUAUUUGUAAUGUACAUGAGUGAUUUCCGUCGUGGUAUUUAUUAAGUCUUAUUUUCAAAUUAAAAUCUGUUUAUUAGUUUUGAUUUAUAUGAUUUGGGAAAUGUUUAACUGGAUACGAACUCUUUGAUGUGGGAAAUAUUUAACAGGAUACGAAUUCUUUGAUUUGGGAAAUGCUACAGCAAGAUACAAACUCUUUGAUUUGGGAAAUGUUACAAGAAGAUACAAACUCUUUGCUUUGGGAAAUGUUACAACAGAAUACAAACUCUUUGAUUUGGGAAAUGUUACAACAGGAUACGAACUCUUGGAUUUGGGUAAAAAAAUAAACUUGUCGAAUCAAUUAAAUUUGAUGUUCAUUUGUUCAGAUUAAAACGUAGAACCGUAGAUGUAGCCAACGUUAAGAUAUAACUGAUUUUCGGCUCUUCAUUUGACAGCCAAAGCCACAAUUUAAAAUAAAUUUGAUUAGUGCUGGGUAUUGCGAUUCAGGUGCUACGAUACGAUUCGUAUCGUAAUUCAUAACCAGGUCAAUAUUUACCAAGAAAACAACAGGAUAAAUGAAUAAUUUUAUUUUUAUUGGAGUCACUAAACCUGGAAAGAAAAUUGCAAUUACUGUUCACGUCAAAAUAAGGACCAAAACAAUUUAAGGGUAUUGUGUACGUGGAUAAUUAAGAGUGAGAGGUUACUUAACUGUUGCGACAAAAAUCAUUUUAAAAAAAUCGAUUCAGCGAGAGGAUUAAUCGCGAUUCAUCAAUAUAUCGUACCAGCACUAAUUUUGAUACACUGACCGAUUUCCGCUUUAUCUUUCAAAACACAAAUUUAACCCAAGAGAUUGUCCGAUCACUAAACGAAAUAACACAUGAAAUAACUCAACGCAACAAGUUAGUUUGACCCAAAUCAAAAAGGUUUAGCUCUUUUUAAAAUUUUGUAGUAUUUACUGGAUUUGAUUUUCUGGACAAAACUACCAUUAAUAUACCUAUUAGUCAACUCGGGUAUGAAUUUAAUACCCAUUGCUGCACCACGGAGUUGCUAGAAAUUUAAAUUAUAAAUUUUAAGUUCCUGGAAUGCUACCUAAUAUUAAAUACUCAGGUGCGAAACGAAUGCCCCUUUGUGGUACCAUGCAAUUGGUGGACAGUUCAAUCAAAUCCAUUUAUAAAUCGUAAUUUCCACUAAACAAUAAUGUAUGAAAUUAAAAGCAUAUUUGGUAAUUUAAUGCGAGGUUUACAUCAACAUCUUUUGUUUUAAAAAAUAUUGAUAAUUAAACUAAUUCAAUGAAUUUAAUUGUGUAUAUAUGUAUCUUAUGUAUGAUUAUUAUUUUGUUUUAUUAUCUAAGAAUGGACUUACCUAAAAGCCAGUGCACAUAUUACGAUUACUUGUCGUUCUCUCGCAGUAACGACGAAUAAUCGCCCGUGUUCACUGGCAAUCAAAUAUGUGUUCAUUAUUGUUAUAUUAAUUGUUCAUAUAGAUAGACAUUUCAACAUAUUAAAAUUAUAACUCUGUUCUCUUAAUCUCCUCUCUUCUUCUAUGUUAUUGUGUACUUAUUCUUCUCUUCUUUUUUUAACUUCCGUUUUCCUAUAAAACAAUCUUGUCAGUCAUUCUCUUUAAAAACUGAAAGUAAACAAUAAUGUAAAAUACGAUCUACAUGUUGUACAUAUUUUUGUUACCGAAAGGAUGGAAUAGGUUUACCCUGGGGGAGAAAGAUUAAUCCUUUGGGAGCCACGGUGACUCCGUGGGUAAGGCUCUGUCUCAUUAACCAGGAAAUCGCGGUGUUGGCCGAGAAACCAUCUCCGGCUAUUUCAGCGGGAUUUCCCUUGGCCACGGUGCAGGACUGAUGACCUGGCAAUAAAUAGCGUUUACUCGUUCGGAUGGGACGCAAAAGGGUCCAAUGAGAGUUCAAAAUCGAUGAAAAGUAUACGGAACGUCGCUGCCCAUACAAAAUUCUAAUGAAACACGACAUGGUCCAUGGCCUUCUUCAUUAUCUCGUUUGAUUAGAAAAGUAGGGCCAUUAUUUCGCGAUUACUUCAUGAAUGAAAGGGAGCAGAAAUGCUAAAAUCGUUAGGAUAAUGUAUUUAUUUAGUUUUUAAAAAGUUACUUAGCGGUUUUUUUAAUAAGUAGAUUUAGUAAAACAUUACAGUAACAGUCCCAUAUUUCAUAUGUAGUUCGUUAAAGUAUGUGAAUGUAUCGACCAAAAAGCAAAGAUUUGUUUCUAAGCAAAUAAGUAAUAGUUUAUUUUCGUCCCUUGACUCAAAUUAAAUUAUGGCAAACAUUAGUUAAUCGGCUUUUACAUCCGACCAGACAAUGUUUUUUUGUUAAAAUAAUAUAAAUACAUUAUCCUAACGAUUUGAGUCGAGCAUCUCUGUAAUUAUAUCGCGGUUAGUAAUUCCAUCCCAUUAUCGAUAUACGGAAGUCCGCGGAUUAUACUUUCUUUUCAAAUAAGAUUGAAAUUAAACAUAAAUUAUUUAUUUUCAAAUUAAUUUCUGUAUUUCAUGUUUACGGUCUUAGGUGACUGACAUGAUUUUAUUGAACUGAAUAGUUUCUGGUUUAUAUGUUUACAAAAUUGUUAUUUUUAGAUGUGUUCAAUGUAGCCCUAAUUAUAUUUGUUAAAAUGAUUUCUCACUUAAUUAAUCUUGUGUAUUUUAAAUCGUUGUUAAUAUUUUUCAUUUAUCUUGAGGCAAUUAUUUUCAGAGAGGUAUUACUAUUUUUAAUGGCAACAUUUUUUUUUUAGCUUUUGUUCUAAGAAAAAGUACAGAUAUAAAAAAAAAAGAUACUAGGGCAUGUUAAUAUUUAUCAACCAAUAAAAACUGUUUGUUAGAUUAUUUAUCGUAGAACUUGUUACGUAGUACACAUAGUUUGUUUGUUGAUUAUCGGUUGUAGAACGUGUUAAAUUAUAGCGUAUCACGUGAUGUUGUGACGUCAAAGGCUGCCAGGCAGUGAAAUGUGUAUAUAGAAUUAUAUUUAAUUUAACUGUAAAGGCCCCGGGUACCAAGUAUCACUCACUAUCAUUAAUAAAUAAUAAUGAUACAUAUAUAUAUUGAAAAUUGAAAUAAAACACAUUAUUGUGC